AUCUUUAAAGGGACCGUCGCCCCUAUAAAAUGUCUCAGUUCGCGGCAGCCAGCAGCAGCAAUAUGAACGCCGCGAAGACGCAGACGCAUAUCCCCGCCAUGGCGACUAACGACAGCGAGCCUCUGCCGCUGGGCUGGGAGGUGAAGAUCGACCCCCACACCGGCUGGCCCUUCUUCGUGGACCACAACAACCGAACCACCACCUGGAAUGACCCGAGACACGACACCAGAAAGGUUCGAGAAGUAUCAUCAAAUGGGCCGAGUGCACCAACAGAAUCAAGCCCCCUGGAGCCUCCAAAGACCUUUGUGAGAGAGAUGAAGCACCCCAUUCUACGACCCGGUUAUAUUCCCAUCCCAGUCUACCACGACGGAGCAGAUGUGAGACAGCAGCAGCAUCCCUGCUACUCCUACAUCCAGCCAGUCCCUGCACAGAACGUCAGGACGGAAGGUGUGACGCCUUCCCAGACAUCUGGGCUCCAUCACAGCAGACCUAAAUCACCUUUGCUUGGACCCUCUGACGCGGAGUCUGGGAAGGGCGGCGCAACAGUCUUACAAACAUCAGAGGUAAAUGCAGCCCCACACCACCAGCCUGCACGGCCCAGCAGCACCGGUCUGCAGCCCGGGUAUAUCCCCAUCCCGGUGAUCCACGAGGGAGGAGGCGGCCAAACCACGCCUCAUGUGAAUCCUUCAGUCUACAGUCAGCGUGUUCCAUACUCUGAACAUCAGCAGCCCUUUCAUCGCCUUCAGACAGACGACUGGCCCGGCUACUCUGCCGCAGCACAGCCCUCCAGAGAAAGAGCUUCUCCCACUACUUUUCCCCAACUUCGUGACGGGGCGUCUGUUCACCUGCCACCUCAUGUGAGGAGCCAUUCACCUGUUAAAAUCCAGGUGAUGGGGGACAGGGCACAGGCUCCACAGCGUGUCCUUUCACGAGAACUGCCCCAAAAGAUGGAGCAAGAGCAUCAAAGCGUGCAGCAGAAGCCCAGUAACACACCGGGAGCUCAAACUCCAAACACAGAAGCAGACGUCCCAAAGUCUCAGCAACCAGAGCCGCCUCAGCAGCUCCAACAACCUCAGCACUUCCAAGAGCCUCAGCAGUUUCAACAAGCACCACCUCAAACGCAGCACGAACUGUCCCCGCAGGCUCAGAAGCAGGAGCCGCCGCAGCACCAUAUGGCUGACAUCACGGUGCAGAUCCCUCCAAAACCGGAAGCCAACGAGGGACCGACUACCCCCACAGAAGUCCCACAUGCACAGGCGGAGGUCGAGCCAGCAGUUCAGUGCCCAGUCCACCCGGGAUUGGCUAAAGUGCAGCAAAUCCUCGAAAGAGUGGCUAAAUUGGAGCAGGAGGUGAAAAGCUUCAGUGGAAAGAAGAAUGAUAAGAAGUACUUGCUCCUGGAGGAGCUCUUGACCAAAGAGCUGCUGGCAUUGGACUCUGUUGACCCAGAGGGCCGUGUAGAUGUACGGCAGGCGAGGCGGGACGGAGUCCGCCGCGUGCAGACCAUACUGGAGGAACUGGAGCAGCUGGAGGAGCAGCCUGCCGGUGUGACUGGAACGGAGGGAGGCAGUCUGACACAGAAAGGGGAGCCCAGCAUGAUCAGCGAGAACAUCGAGAUGGCGAAGGAGAUAUCGUAAAGACUGAACCUCAAAACAGGGAGAAAACGAGUCCACUCAGGCUAUUUCUCCUAUUCCUCAACAUACAGCAUUUGUGAAAGUUGCAUGCAUUGGUUCAAAGUGUUAAAAUGUCCAUAAAGCACAUAAUUGAUGGUAGCUCAGUGGAACCUUAUCGUCCCGGACUUUAUUGUUGCCUUUUCUGUUGUUCUAGUGUCUUUAAACGAAAACUGAACUCAUCAGUGAGAUUUUCACAACACUGUUAAAUGUAUUAUUGUCAAAGUAAGAGGCCUUCGUGUUAACGUGGGAGAGAAAGACGAGUAUUUUCCUAAGAAAUUUUAUUUGUAGUUGCCUUUUUGUCUGAUUACCCAAUGAGAUUUUUCCUAAUCUAGUCAGAACACAAGUUAGGCUUUGAAGCAGAAUGCCUGAGUCAACAGAAGCUAAUUCCUCCCAGUGACUGCCAUCUGGUGUUGUUGGAGCUGCUUUGUCACAAAAACACAGUGCAUUUGUUUACUACAUGCUGCUUUAAGGCAUAUUGCUGAUUUUUGCCGUCUUUGCACUUUGCUGUUUCUAAGAAAAAAUCAGGGUUCCUGCAUGUUUUUCUGUUGAAAUCCAAUUUUAUUUUCCAGAUGAAGAAAAAAUAUGAGAUUCCCCAAAGUUCUCUGUUUAUUUUAAUGAAAUUCACAAAAUGUAAAACGAAAAAGUUCAGCAUAUACCACAGAUGUUUUAACACUAAGGCUUUAAAUAUGGAAACUGCUAUAACACUAAUGUGGAGUGUUGCAUACAUGAAGAUAGAAGAUCCAUUUGGACAAGGCAAUAACAUCUGGAAAUCUUUUUUUUUUUUUUUUUGGUCCAUAUUCUGUUUUAUUUUUCAUUCCUAUCCAGAUCUGGAACAUUAGAAUUAAUUUCCAAACAGUUCCAGCCUGUGAAGGAACCCUUAAAGAUGCAUCAUGCUGAAAUUCAGCAACACGUCGACUCACAGCGACUCAUCGCAGCAGGUUUUUUUCACUUUCUGUGUUAAAAGUGUAAAUGUACACUGGUUUUCUUGCUGCUGCAGACCAUGAUACCAGUAUUUCUAUGAGAUUUCUAUGAGUAUUUUUGGUACAUGAAUGUGUAAUGUCUACUGGGGGGGAUGGGGGGUGUACUUUACUUAAGAUGUGAGACAAUCAGUAAAUAUUAUCGACUGUCAGAAUGUCCUCAUACAUCAACCAAAGCCACAAUCUGUAAUAAUAACCCAUCAUGGGCCGUUGAAGCCUUAAUGUCACCUCUGUGGAAAAAAAGACCCAACUAAUUCAGUGUCCCACCUCCUGGAACUGUUUAGUUCUACCCCUGAGUUUAUCUGAAUUCAUUUGCCACUCUGAGAUUGUAAGCCAUCACAGCCUGACAUGCACUCACAAAUUAUGGAUCGUGGCUUAGUGCUCAUCAGCAGCUGGCAGAUUCAUAGACAAUAGAAAGUCACAUUUGUAUAAUUGAAAAUAAAAUGUUUUGACUGAU
Messenger RNA from Cyprinodon tularosa, 3104 nucleotides. It is a transcript of the gene bag3, whose product is annotated as BCL2 associated athanogene 3. Gene Ontology annotation, molecular function: adenyl-nucleotide exchange factor activity; protein-folding chaperone binding. The record is from RefSeq and is a predicted model, not a curated record. Gene Ontology annotation, cellular component: membrane; cytoplasm; cytosol. Gene Ontology annotation, biological process: muscle cell cellular homeostasis; protein stabilization; negative regulation of striated muscle cell apoptotic process. Bases 30 to 1634 code for a protein of 534 amino acids. NCBI's taxonomy places the organism in Eukaryota, Metazoa, Chordata, Actinopteri, Cyprinodontiformes, Cyprinodontidae. The transcript has 4 exons.